Phytophthora nicotianae INRA-310 is the source of this 5685-nucleotide messenger RNA. RefSeq lists its product as hypothetical. The coding region runs from base 250 to 5241 and encodes 1663 amino acids. The transcript has a single exon. Gene Ontology annotation, molecular function: phosphatidylinositol binding. Lineage: Eukaryota; Oomycota; Peronosporomycetes; Peronosporales; Peronosporaceae. The record is from RefSeq and is a predicted model, not a curated record. Gene Ontology annotation, cellular component: membrane; intracellular membrane-bounded organelle.
CUAUACUUGGCUUUCACAGUUUGGACGCCUCCUCCUCCGCCUGCAAAGCCCAGCGCGGUGAUCCCCUGCACGCGGCCCCUAUCUUCCUCUGGCUGCGCGAGUCGGAGUGCAUGCUACGAGGACUCGCUAGCUUCCCCUGCUUCUGAGCUUUCUGCUGCUGUCGAGCUCUGCCGCACCUCACGCUGCGGUGGUCGAUUCCGCACCCAUUUUCUGUUUGGCCAUCACUGUUUUUGCACAUUUUGGAUCUCAAUGCGGCUGCUCCACUCGCUGCUGGCACUCGCGGUGCUGCUGAUGAGCGUGCGCUUCUCAUGGGCUGCAAUCCUGCUUCUGCGCGUAACUUUGUGGACAGCUACACGCCUGCUGCAGGUGACCGUGCUGCUCGUGGGCAGUGGAAGCUUCUGGUGGGUGCUGCGAUCGUAUCAGUUGCAGAAGGAGCAGGAGCUAUUGGACCAGGCGCUACUCAAAUUCAAAUGCUACAACAGAUACCGAAGCCGCGUGGGUAGCGGCAACAACUUCAGCGCUGGUGGCGAAAACGGAUUCUCUGCUUCGACCUCUGGGGGCACCAUGACCGAUGCUGGCUUCCAGCUGAGAGUACUCAAGAGACUGCCUAUUGUAGCGCACUUGCGCACGUCCUGGAACUUACCGUCCGAGAUUUGUGACGAGAUCGCGGCCCUAGUGAAGUCGAUUGUGAGGGACUAUGUGAAUUACUGGUUUCAAGCCAUUUCUCCCAACGAGGAGUUUCCCAAUGACGUCAAAUUUUUACUGGCAGAUCUGCUGGGUGCAGUCGCUUCGCGAGUGUUGGAGAUUGACUCAUCUCAGGCGCUUACGAUGGUGGCGAAGAGCUUGGAGCUGUUGAGGUUGCACUUGGGCUGGUUUCGAGAAGCUUACGCGCAGUUGGCCGACGAGUAUCCAGAGUUCUUUGAAGGCGACGAAAGUGACUCUAAUCUGCUCAAGCGACAGGAAUAUGUGACGGCAUUUGUACAGAGAUCGCCGUUUGUUCAUCCGGGUUGCGUGGGGACUGGAACUCCAGCGACACCGACAGCUGCAGGACACAGUAACAGCAAGAAGAGCGUGAGUGAAAAUGCAGAAGCAGCUUAUCUUCGACAUGUUGCGACGCAAUUGCUGACUCAAUUGAGGCCUCAGCUGGGGCAACAGCAUGGCACCAAUGUGUUUGUGUCGAUCGCAAUGAAUUUACUGCGAGAAAUCACGGCCUUUAAUAUCCUCAAGCCUCUGUCCGAGUACUCGCAGCCACGCUAUGCAAACGAGAUCGUGUUGUCCUGUCUCCAAUCGUUUCUCGAUGACAAAGAUGUGGUCCCAAUGUCUUCAUCGGGUAAUGGUGUUGGAAUGGUGCCAAAUUUGACGCUGAAUAAACUGCGAUCGACGUCCAGCUUCUUGUAUAAGGCCAGCAGACGCAGUGGCGAGCAGGCAGAAGCAGCUUUUCAGGCGGUCGUCGAGGCUGUGGCUAGUGCUGCGUCCUCGGCCGCAGCAGGUGCAGCCGGUGCAGCUGAGAUGGUGUUUGAAGGAGAAGACUGGGCUGAUACAAGUAAUCCGUUUGUGUUUGGUAGCGCUGUGUUCGCUGCCAACUCGGGUGGAUCAGCUGGUGAAAAGAAAGCGAUGCCUUCAAUUUUUACGCUGGACGAUCGCCUUAAUGUCUCUAAGGCUGCAAAGAUGAUGAAUCCUCGUGGAUUGAUUCCAGGUGGACUGCUGUCACACAAGAUGACCAGCGAGAAUAGUCGUAUAAGCUCGCACAUGGACGACUUGAAAAACGCUAAGGCUAAUAUCGGCUCCAGCUUGAACUCGUCUAUUGGAAAAGUAAAGAGACGCUUUCGUACACUUGGCAGUCAUCAAAUGGAGCCACUUUCCACCCCUCCUCUUACUGCUGGAGCGGGUGCUGCAGCACGAAUGAUUCGGAAACCAGGGCAGUUAUUUCAAAAGGCGUGGAAACGAGGAGAAUCAGGCGUGGCCUCACCGACCCCUUCGUUUGAUGAUGGUGCAGUCACGCCUAGAGGUGGUCGCGACAGUGCGCAUAGCAUGAGCUCGAUUAAUUCCCUGUUGAGUCCCAUGAGUGAUGAAGUGGAAAUGACCCCUCGAACGGCGAACGAAACGAUGAAAAUGGCUAUGGUGCGUGAUCGUGUUGUGGUGCAUUUCGAGAAAGCAGUGGCGAAUUACACAAAAAUGUAUGAGGAAUGUCCUGAAAUGCACAGCUCAGCGCGCUCACGUGAGCUGUACGAUCUCCUUUCCGCGCUGGAAGAUAUUUUCAUGUUAGGCUUUCGCAAUCACGCUUCAAAGAUGUCUUCAUUUGAAGAUGAGGAGGACAACAAAGAACUUUCAACUCCCCCACAUUCUCCAAACGUUAGACGACGCUCAUCCCUGCCAGUUACGAAAGUGGAUUUGACGUCUCCGCAUCGCGAUAGUAUGGGCACGAAUACAGGGAGCGAUUCCGAUGAAGAUGCAGAUGACAACCAGUAUUAUUGGGAGUAUCUGGCGCGAGACAGACCUGGUGCAGAGAGUUUUAAUGCUCAUUGGCGUUUUGUGGCUUCUCAGUGUCCAAGUUGCAGUCCGAGCGAGUCAUUUGUUUCAACUCGUGGAGUUCAGUGGCUACUGGGUGCUUUAGCGAGAGGAUCGCUGGGGACCUUCUGCGCUGAGUUAUAUACUCACAGCGACGUUACGGAAUCAUUCUACGAAAGCUUUGCUAUUUUAUUUGAUGGGACGCUUAUGGAAUCUGUGGUGAGGACUCUAUCCACGCUUGAUAAGCUUAAAGUGUGCUUUGACGAAACUACUAGUUUUCUUUUGGGGCUACACAACGACGCAGGCCAAGAUCUCGGUAUUUCACCUUCCAACCAGUGGCGAUCUCGUAGUGUGACCUCCCCAAGCGCCCCUGUUCGUGUGUUGGAACGAGUAUGGGAGACUGAGCGUUAUGUUCCAAUGAAUGGGUGGGUCAAAGCAACGGAUAAACGGUGGAACGAGCUUCCAUCAUCCGAGUGGGUUUGGGAGGACGAUUGGACAUUAGAAACUGCAGGAACUGACGCGGGCGAAUCAUCAGACAGCGAGACGCCCAACUCAUCGUGGGAAUAUGCCAAGACAUUCGACGACAAUUUCCACGAGAAAGAAAAGAAAUUCGAUUCCGUGCGACGACGACGGUGGAUACGUCGAAGGUAUCAACUGCCUCCUGUCCUGACACUUGCAUUUCCGUCGAUGUCUCAUGACACUUUCAGUGUGUCGUCUCCAUUGGCAACAUCAGCCGUUCCUAAUGGCUUGGGCAGGGCGAGGAAGUUGAAACAACGCUUUAACGUUAUGAAACUUGAUAAGAAGAAGGACCAGGGAAUUACCGCUAAGAUGUCGAUGCUGAGGAGACGAUCGAAGAGUUUUGAUAAGGAGAUGCCAGACAGUCCGAUGAGGAAUUCAACGCUGGGGAUGAUGGACUCUGAUGACUCACAUCAAACAUCAAGUAAAACGUCGGCCUUUAUGAAAGCUCGCGCCUCCAUCCCAUCGCUUCGCCGUGGAGUUUCCAACAAGAGUAUUAAAUCCUCUGUGUCUGAGGCGCAAUCGGUAUCAACGCAACUCUCUGUGGACGAUGACCCUGUUACUCUCUACGACAAUGAUGAAGAGGAUGAGGAAAAUCUAUGUUUCCGCUGUCUCAAAGCGUUUCCAGCGUCGAAAUCCGGUGUGGGGGCCUGCCAAAGCUGCCACCAACGCGUGUGCGCUUCGUGUCUGAAUUUCCACGCUUUUAUGGUGUAUCCGCCGCCGCUCGAAACGUCCAAGAAAGCACGAGUGUGUGGGAACUGCUACGAUCGCCUUGUGAACAAGUACAAGCUGCGUAUAGAGGCCCAUGUCAGCAAAUACUUGAUCAAGGAGCGCGAACGUGAUAUGGAUACAUUCAGCUUCAGCAUGUCCAACAGCUCGAAUGGAAAUCCUACCAACGGUACCCCGCCAUCUCCUUCGAGUAGCGGUAGCCAUGUAGGUGAUUCCGCCUUGAGUCCGAGUAUUAACCGCGCAGGGAGUACCAAGUUCGAGAUCACUGUCAAGAUUAAGGACGACAGUGCGUACGCCUGGAGUGUUAUCAAGACUUUCCACGACUUCGAAGUGCUGGAGAAGCAGUUGGCUGAAAAGCUCAAGAAACAAGAGAAAAAGUGUGGCGUGGGGUGUCAGGCGUGUCAUUUGAGGGGUGUCGAUUACAUGGAGAUGAUUUCCAUCAAACCUUCUCUGAAGACGGUAGCGGCGGCAACUCUGACGUACGAGAAGCGGCUGCACGUUCUGGAUCAAUUCUUGCAGCAAUUGUUGGCGUGUGAUACGUUGUGUCAAAGCUCAGUGGUGCAGAAGUUCCUUUUACUUGCCAACGCCUACGGGACGUCCCGUACGAACAGCAAUCCGUCGAUGUCCGCGUGGGAACCAGGUGAAAGUUUGAAUUCGCCGUCAGCAUCGUCUUCUACCGGCGGUGGUGUAUUGGGCAACGCAACUGGAGGUGGUGCCGCUGGAGUGGGUGGUGCUGGAGGUGUACUUGUGGAGAACGGCAAGUGGAAAAAGGGCAAGUGGAUCGCGCCGGAUGCCAACUCAAAGGUGACGAAGAUGCGCGUUCUACAGAAGAUCGAGGUUAGUCUGUUUGCUGUGCUAGGCGAAGUCUUCGAGUUCGACGGCAUCGGUAUGGUACGUCGUCAGAUCUUUUCGAUGACUCGGUCGUUUAUCAAGGCUUUCCUCGGUGCCUCACACUUCCGGAUGCUGGAGCGACAAUUCCUCUCUUUCACGGACCCAAAGAAGCUCUCGGGUUGGAUUGGUGACCUCCGACUGUACAUUUUCCCAGACCCAAACGAUGCCAGUGUUGUGCCACCUCCGCCUCCUGACAUGCACGUUCUCCGCAAAGACUGUCUCGAAGCAAUCCUUGCCAGCUUCCCCUCAAAGGCGCUGUCGCUGUUCGGCGAUACAGCUUGUGAGAAUGCGGCACUCAAGUUGCACGAGUUCCUCCAGCACGAGGUGUUCGUCAAGAAUCUGCUCUUUAGCAUCACGGACGAGCUGCUUGUGCAUCUCUUCCCAGACUCGUCCACAUUUAAGGGCAAGAAAGUAUCGGGAGGGUCCUCAACAGCAUCCAACCCUUUGUCCCCCUCGGCUAUCGAGGUCGCCACUACCAUCGCAAAGGAGGUUGUUGCUGCGUCGAUAGAUGAUGACGCAGCCGGUCUGGCCACUCCGCCACUGUCGCCGAUUCUGGUAGCCUCCCCCACCGACAAGAAACUCAAGGUUGUCAUCUAAAAAAAAGUGAAAUUCCGAAGAAUAAAAUGUGAAAUUUACGAAUGCGAGACGACUGCUGCGGCUGUGGGGCGCUUGUGCUUGGUGCCACCUUCCUCCUGAUCCUUGAUGGAUCGCUCCAAUGCAGCCAAUUUCUGUGCGACGCGGCUUUUCUUCUUGGUGCGGGCGUGCUGGUUGAUCUCCUUGAGUCGCUCUUUGCCGUGCGCCUUGACGUCGCUCAGAGCCAGCGACGUGCCGGCUUGCAGCACGCGACUGGCCAUGAUGUUCUCCAGAUUUUGAUUGAUGAAGCCCGUGACAGCCUUGCUGCCGUGGUUCUUCAUACCGCUGCAGCCACGACGGAUCUCUGUGGUAGGGUCUGCAUGUUGGCGUAUUUAGUGGUGAGGUUUUAGUUGACAAGGACCAUAGAAUAUGUAACGUACUGCCUUUCUUGGUGAACUUGGCCGCGGA